CUCGCUUUGGGAUGGGAGGGGAGCAGAAGCCUCGCAGCUCUCUGUCUCCGGUAACGGAGGCGGCAGCAGACGGGCAGCGCCGGCAGCCCAGCAGUCCGCGUUAAGGAAGGCGACAAUGGACACGUAGAGGAACUUUCAUUUGCUCUCGACCUAUUUUCGACCAACUCUGGACAAUAUCUAUAUUUUUAAUAAAAUAUGCCAUAAUGCACGCUUUGUAAAUCCUAAACAGCAGAUGGCGGUGAGCUGAACAUCACACCGCAGCCCGAGCCAGCCAGUGUGUUGGGACUGUCUUUUUAAUACUUUAGUGUUUUAAAAAACUAUCUUAAACUUAUUUAUGCGCCGGUGGAUGUUUUUUUUCCGUCUAAAUAUUUGACCUCAAUAAGAGCUCAGCUUCAAUAGAGCCUUCAUUUAUUUUUGCCUUGACUUGGGAAGACCGACGGGAAUCAAAACAAUCUCCUCACAAGGAUGCUACUUCAGCACCGAGUCUGCUAGACGAUCCCGACAGCCAACAUGUUCAGGCGAGGUUAUGGUGGGGUGGAGUUACUGUUGGUGCUGUGGGGCCUGGAUCUCUCCAUGCCCUGCCCUCACCACUGCAUCUGCUACACUUUACCAAGCACUGUUUCCUGCCAGGCUCACAACUUCCAUGCCGUGCCGGAGGGCAUCCCCGCUCAGAGUGAGCGGGUUUUCCUGCAAAACAACAAGAUCCAGAGGUUACUCCGCGGCCACUUCUCCCCCACCACCACCAUGCUCUGGCUUUACUCCAACAACAUCUCCUAUAUUCAACCAUCCACAUUCCACGGAUUUGAUCGCUUAGAAGAGCUUGACCUGGGGGACAACCGGCACCUAAAGGCCAUUGCCUCAGACACCUUCCUUGGUUUGGGUCGUCUGCACGCCCUGCAUCUGUACCGCUGUGGUCUAAUCAGUCUGCCUCCAGGCAUCUUUUCAGGCCUACAGAACCUCCAAUACCUCUACUUACAGGACAACCAGUUGGAGUUCUUGGACGAUGAUCUUUUCAUUGACCUGCUGAACCUCAGUCACCUCUUCCUGCAUGGGAAUCGUCUGUGGAGUCUCCGUCAGAACACUUUUCGAGGUCUGGGUGCCUUAGACCGACUCCUUCUGCACCAAAACGAGAUCCAGUGGGUUGACAGUCAAGCCUUCCACGACCUACGGCGCCUCACUACCCUCUACCUGUUUAACAACAAUCUCACAGAGCUGUCUGGUGCCACUUUGACUCUUCUGCCAGCACUGGAGUACCUGCGGCUCAACGACAACCCUUGGGAAUGUGACUGCAAGGCUAUGUCGCUUUGGGAUUGGCUACGCAGAUUUAGAGGCUCCACAUCCUCUCUGGUUUGCGUUUCACCACCAGAGUUAGUGGGAAAGGACCUAAAACUGCUAAAAAAAGAGGAGCUGCCCAGUUGUUUGUCAAGAGAGAGUCACACACAAGGCUCCCCGGGAAAGGAAUUGGAACACGGAGAGUCUUUGAACCACCUCAAUCGCCACCGGAAUCACCACAACCACCACCAGCGGCCGUACAUGCCCCACGGGGACCAGCACAGCCUCCCUUCACCUUCCCCACUGCCACGGCCGCCAAAGGGAAGUCGCAAAAACUGCACCCGCCGGGGUCGCAAGGCAAAAGGGGGGCUCAAUGAGGUACAGCUACUUAGGGAGGAGGGUGAGAAAGAUUACUCUCCAGAUGGGGGUAAAUACGAUGGGUCUUCAGGUUCGAGGAGGAGGAACAAGUGCAUCCCAAGAACUUCUGUUGGCCCGCCAAGUGGCGUCCAGAGGGCUUCUAAUAAAGCAGAGCAGCACCUUGCAGACUUUACUACGUGUCUGUCAUCAGCCCUGCUGCUCUCAAUCUAUUUUGUGAUCUUGCGCUGAGGCAGGAGAUGAACACUUUUGUGUUUGUGAUGCAACCUUAGGAUCGAUUUUCCUGAAACACCCUUUUCCUGGCUCCGUGAGGAGUACGACUGACAGAGUACACGAGUACGUUAUCGAUUAUCUCUGCGGUGAUCCCGGUGGCUCCUAAUCAAAACACAAAAGCCUGGAGGGGAGAAAUAAAAAAUUCUCCCAAUUGUCACAAUGAUGUCAGUAUGGGAAACAUCAGGAAAUCGGUUGUCUCUAUGCUACCAACUGCUGAAUUUAUGUACUCAUAAAAACUGUACAGCCAUAUAAAAUAACGAGCCAAUAAGUGAUUCAAAUAGCAGUGAAAGCACACGGUUAACCCUUUUGACUCCACAGAGCGCGCUCAGCACAACCCCCAUCCGUCAUUCACUCUAAGACAAAGACAGUCAUUUAUGGCUGCCUGCCUCUCCGCUCACUUCACGGUACCCCAAGAUCAAGAAAGAAAGAAGUACUGCAGACAGACUGAAGAGUCCUCGGGAGGAAUCGAGCUGUAAUAGCUAUAAUCACUAUCAAUCUCCAGAUAAAGUGGCUUUACGCUGACAUUUCACAGCAGUUUUAAUGCACGCCUGUAUUCUUGGUGACUAAGAUAUACAACUGAAAUGCUUACAAACAACAUAGCUGUCAGGUUUUGUUUUUUGUUUUUUUCAGUCUGUCCUGGCAGUUAUCUAAACUUAGAAUCCAUUCAGAUCUAACAAAUCAGUCAACUGGUUUCAUGGAGGAUUUGAGAGCAAGUUAAAAUGUGUGAAUCUAAAGUGCAAUCCUGAAGCCAUGUGGGGUAAAAAAAAAGAUAUCAAGAGUGCCUGAUAGGCGACAGUCUCUAAAUACAGACUCUAAGACUAAUGUUUUAUUUCUAGGACUUAGCCACAAACUUUACAUUUCUUGAACUUAAAUAAAGAAUAUUCCCAAAGGUCGGUAGUUCUGAUGAGAAAAAUUGGGAGACUGGGUUUCCUGAAUCAUACAUUAUUUUAUUUAGACGUGUGCUCCAAGACGGAUGGACUGAGAGAUCUUCAAGCCCUGAUUGGAGAGAGGCUUUCUUUUGCUGCUAGGUCUGAGGAGACAAAGAUCCCACCAGCUGUUCAGAAGCCUGGGAGACUUCAGGAAUCAACGAGGACAGCGAGGACUGUGGGACUUGCUGGAAGCUGCUCUCACACACACACACACACACACACACCCUUACAGAGCCUGAACGCUCACCUUCACAGCCCACUGCAGACACUAACCCCCAUUAGUCCAGGGAUUUCUGAUCACAGAGCAGAGUGCAGCUCAUGCUUCCUCUGCUUUGACUUUUACACCUCAUAUUUUUUUUACACCCAAAGUCCAAAGUGCUCAAUUACAAAAGGUGAAGCUUUUUCAAGAUACUCAUGGGUUCCCACAGUCCUUCAGCCAAUAAACUGAUUUUUUGUUUUGUUUUUACAGCACAAAGAAUUAUCUUUGAAUAAGCUAUCCUAACAUGCAAACACCCAUGACAGGCAAAAAAAAAAAGAAAACAAUCAAAAGUGUGGGAUACGGUCACCUAAGAAUUCUGGGCUUGGAUGGAAAUUCAGGAGCCACAUUUGUAUCCCGCUUGUGUAUUUCUCCUGCCGGGCUCUGCCAUCUUGUGUCUAUUUAACUAGAUGUUGGGAACGUUCAGAAGCCUGUCACUGGUGUCAGUGUCCUAACAUGUAGGAUUAGAGAUCCCUAACAGUGAAUUUGUUUGUGCUGCUGUGCAAAAAGAGGUGAUGUAAAUUGUGUCUGUUUAUUCUUUGGAAAAUGCGUUUUCUUAAAAAAAAAAAAAAAAGAGACCAAAAAAGUCUCUAUUGUGUUUCAGUAAUUUCCCAUUGACAGGAAGUGGGAGACUGGAACUUUUCAUUUUUCUAAUUUUUUUGUUUUUGUUUUGCUGACUCAUUGAUGAGAACCAGCUCAACACACUGUCCUCCCUGCUCUUCCUCCUGUUGUUUCCAACCUUCUUUUCCUCCCAGUCCUCCCCUCCUCGUCUGUGUUCUAAUUCUCCCCCUUUCUCGCCCCCACGUGCUGCUUCCCCUCCUCUUCCAGCUCUCACACAGACACACAUCUUUCCCUCUUUUCCCAUCCUUUGUGCCGCUGAAAUGUUUUCUGUGUGGUUAUCAAACAAUGCCAGACUGAAAAAGCAUUUAUAAAUAACAUUAAACAGAAAGGGUACUCAAA
Messenger RNA from Oryzias latipes (Japanese medaka), 4065 nucleotides. RefSeq names its product reticulon 4 receptor-like 1a (gene rtn4rl1a). Gene Ontology annotation, cellular component: plasma membrane. The record is from RefSeq and is a predicted model, not a curated record. Lineage: Eukaryota; Metazoa; Chordata; Actinopteri; Beloniformes; Adrianichthyidae. Gene Ontology annotation, molecular function: protein binding.